UCUAAAUGGUGUUUGUUGCUUCUCCUGCAUGCUUUACGAUGCAUUGCUAUCUGCGGAUCGUUGUCUAAACAAAGCGGAUUCCAAGCGCGACUGAGCGGAAGAUUUAAUUGCAGCUUUUAUCGGCUUUUUGUUUACUGGCAUCGAUUUUGAACAGGUAUUCGCCAUUUAUACCCAGCAAGAAAUAAUAAUUUUGUGAAUAUUGUUAGUGGUUUUGCAGUGAGAGGAUUUACCUCUACAGAUAAAUCAUAUGCAAAAACAUUUUAAAAAUUUGAAACAUAAAUGCUUGGAUGCGAAAAUAGUGCUAAUUUUCUUUUCUGUUCUUGACUAACCUGAAUGAAUAUUUUCAUAAAUAGCUGUUUAAGAACAGAACAACCUUAUCUGCUCUUCCUCAUCUUUGGAGUGGUUGUCUUUUCUAAUGGAGUUCCAUCAUCAAGUGGUCAUCAAAUGACAGUCGUGUUUUGAAAUGAUCGAUGGCUCAGUUUCAACAAUUUGAAAGCAAACAUUUGUGAUUUCUGCUGGACUGUGUUAAGUCACGCGCCCUUCAUUGCGUGUUUGAUAAGUGAUCUGGCACUGAAUGAAUGAUUUCUUAGGUCUUCAUUUGUCUUCAGAGUUGUUCAGUGACAUGCUAUUGUUUAAUUUUGAACGUAGAUGAGGUGGCAAACGUGAGCGAAACGCAAACAGCUAGAGAAACAUCGUGUGCCUAAAUACAGGAACUGAUGUAUGGAGCACCUACAUCACUGAGUUGAAAAGUGUUUGGAAGGUCUGUUGUUCUCAUGAUGCCUGUUGUAACAAAGAACCAAGUGCCAUCACCACUGCCUACCAUCACCACGGAAGAUGUGGACCACACCAGUUUGCCCAGUAACCACAUUUCCUCUCCAGAGGAAGAAUUUGCCACUCCUCCUCCAAGGGUUCGCAUGCGGUCCUUGUCAGGGGGCGCCUACCGGUUGGCCCCCACCCUUCCCGCUGCAGUUCGGACCAGAAGACAGUCCGGUGAUGACUAUCUAAGCCCUUCCAGGCGCGCAGCACUAUUCGAGCAGUUUCGGCCCAGGUCUAAAUCGGACAGCAAAAGCAAGCGGCCAACUUUCCUCACCAGUCUCAAGAACUCCUUUUUCAGUGGUGGAGGACAGAAGAAGACGUCCCUAGACUCGGAAUCCCCACUGGAACCCCUGCAGCCUGGCGGUGAUUACCGGCAGAGGUCGCGAUCUGGGUCCGAGACCCGAGGCGGCACCAUGUCGAAAAUGAUUGACUUGUUCCGUAAUCGCUCCAAUUCCUUGUCCAUAGAUUCCAGGAGCAAGAAACAAGCAUCAGGCAACACAAUUUCGUCACAUGCACUUCUGCGUCGUCAUUCGGUCGACCCCGAGAAGAGGCGGAAACCCUUCAACACGUACAGGUCUCUGGAGUCUCACCAGGGAGAGACGUACACAUGCCACGGGGACGACGAAACGGUAAGUGGAUAA
Molecule: messenger RNA, 1457 nt
Organism: Stegodyphus dumicola
Lineage: Eukaryota; Metazoa; Arthropoda; Arachnida; Araneae; Eresidae
Product: 5'-AMP-activated protein kinase subunit gamma-1-like
Biological process (GO): protein phosphorylation; regulation of catalytic activity
Cellular component (GO): nucleotide-activated protein kinase complex; nucleus; cytoplasm
Molecular function (GO): AMP binding; protein kinase regulator activity; protein kinase binding
Source: RefSeq, a predicted model, not a curated record